AUGGCACAAGAUACCAUUAUCGGCGAUGACGAGGAUGUUGGCAUCAUUGACAUUGACGAGAUCCAAGCCCACGGUAUAGGCGCCACGGAUAUCGCGAAGUUGAAGGCGAAUAAUAUCCACACUGUCGCUAGUCUGGUUUCGUGUACCACCAAACGACUUCUUAAGAUUAAGGGCUUUUCUGAUAUCAAGGUUGAGAAGAUUAAGGAGGCGGCGAAGAAGAUGGCUCCUACGACGACGGGGUUUAUCACUGCGGCUGAACUGGGACAGGUGAGGAAGAGAUGUAUUCGCAUUUCGACGGGGAGUAAACAGCUUGAUGCUUGUUUGAAUGGGGGAUUUCAGACUAUGAGUAUUAGUGAGGUUUAUGGGGAGUUUAGAUGUGGCAAGACUCAACUUGCGCAUACUAUGGCUGUUAUUGCUCAGCUUCCAAAGGAAAUGGGUGGUGCUGAAGGAAAAGUCGCAUACAUUGACACAGAAGGAACCUUCCGACCAGAACGAAUCAUGGAAAUCGCAGAACGUUUCGGAGUCGAUCCAGAUCAAGCCUGCGAGAACAUAGCCUACGCGCGUGCCCAGAACAGCGAAAUGCAAACCGAACUCCUCGAAUCCCUGGCCGCAAACUUCGCCACAAACGAAUAUCGUCUCCUUAUCAUCGACUCCGUCAUGGCACUCUACCGAACUGACUACUCAGGCCGCGGCGAACUCUCGGAGCGUCAACAGGUUCUUGGAUCCUUCUUGAGAAGAGCAACGCAAAUGGCGGAGGAGUUUAAUUUGGCUGUUCUCAUGACUAACCAAGUAAUGUCCGACCCCGGCGCCUCUGCUCUUUUCGCCGGCGCAGACGGCAGGAAACCUGUUGGCGGACAUAUUCUUGCACAUGCUUCUACUACGAGACUUCUGUUACGGAAGGGCAGGGGCGAGGAGAGGGUUGCUAAGAUUGUGGAUUCGCCUGAUUGUCCAGAGAGAGAAGCUACGUAUAUCAUUACGACGGGUGGGAUUAAUGAUCCUGAGAAAGCUUGA
This is a messenger RNA of Glarea lozoyensis ATCC 20868, 1011 nucleotides long. RefSeq names its product P-loop containing nucleoside triphosphate hydrolase. Lineage: Eukaryota; Fungi; Ascomycota; Leotiomycetes; Helotiales; Helotiaceae. The coding region runs from base 1 to 1011 and encodes 336 amino acids. The transcript is spliced from 11 exons. Gene Ontology annotation, cellular component: condensed nuclear chromosome; nucleus. The record is from RefSeq and is a predicted model, not a curated record. Gene Ontology annotation, molecular function: ATP binding; double-stranded DNA binding; ATP-dependent DNA damage sensor activity. Gene Ontology annotation, biological process: DNA recombinase assembly; DNA strand invasion; DNA repair.